UAGGAAAUGCUUCACCAUUUGAAAUAAAGAAUUUUGUUUUUUUAUUUGCUCUUGUAAGUAUUGAUUUUUGAUAAACAUGUUUCCCGUGCAGUGCUGCUCUUUAAGACCAGAUGGUUCCAAGGAAGCUGAACGUCUCUAUAGGAGACUACAAGCCGAACCAAAUAGACAUUCCUUGCUCAAAGCGCAUCUGACUAGAGAGAGACUGGACAGCCACAAAAAAAUCAAAACUAAAUUUGGCGGUACCUUGGCUCACUGCAUCCGUUCAGGUUGCUUAAACACAGACAGUCCAGUUGGUAUAUAUGCCAGUGACCCAGACGCCUAUAAAACGUUUUGUGACUUGUUUCUACCAAUUAUCAAAGAUUAUCAUGAGGUUAAUGAGGUGAAUCACUCGUCUAAAGACUUUGGCGCGAAAUCGAUCAUACAAGAGAUUUUUGAGCUGGACAAUGAUCGUAUUGAGUCCACGAGGGUCAGCGUCGCCAGAAGUCUUGAGGGACUUCCGUUUCCGCCACUGCUGACUCUAGAGAAAAGGGAAAAGCUAGAGAACAUGUCUAAGGCUGCUCUCAGGGAACUUAGAGGUGAACUAAUGGGCGCCUAUUUUUCAUUGGCUACCCUGACUCCUGUUAUGACAAAGAGGCUAGAUAGACGUAAUCUUUUGUUUACCAAUAACGACAGGUUCUUGGAGGCAGCCGGGGCUUACAAACAAUGGCCAGACGCGCGUGGGAUUUAUUGCAACGAAAACAAGACCUUCGUGGCCUGGGUCAACGAGUCGGAUCACCUCCGGCUAAUCUCCCAGGCGCCCGGUGGUGACCUCAAGAAGGCCUAUCUUAAGCUGGUCAAUGGCGUGAAACAGUUAGAGAACAACGGGCUCAGAUUUGUCUGGAAGGAAAACUUAGGUGAUACAUCACAGAGGCUGAGAAAUGAAAUUCUGAUGUGGCUCAUAGUGCCCCAGGCUUCCUUGGACCCUUGGCCAAAAGCACAUAGCGAGUAUCUAAUCAAUAAGUAUGACAGUUAA
Biomphalaria glabrata is the source of this 1012-nucleotide messenger RNA. Its product is annotated as arginine kinase Oct f 2-like. The coding region runs from base 77 to 1012 and encodes 311 amino acids. NCBI's taxonomy places the organism in Eukaryota, Metazoa, Mollusca, Gastropoda, Planorbidae. Gene Ontology annotation, biological process: phosphocreatine biosynthetic process. The record is from RefSeq and is a predicted model, not a curated record. Gene Ontology annotation, molecular function: creatine kinase activity. The transcript has 6 exons.